Molecule: messenger RNA, 8563 nt
Organism: Perca flavescens (yellow perch)
Lineage: Eukaryota; Metazoa; Chordata; Actinopteri; Perciformes; Percidae
Gene: nf1a
Product: neurofibromin 1a
Exons: 57
Coding region: 192-8522 (2776 amino acids)
Biological process (GO): regulation of GTPase activity
Source: RefSeq, a predicted model, not a curated record
UCUCUGAAGAAGACUUCCGGUGGUGUGUCAUGGCGGUGGCAUGGUGAAGCCUACAGAAAGGGAAAAAUACUCGCCCCUUUCGUCCUUUACCAUCGAUUCAGGACACAUUUUAAUUCAUAAAUAAGCCUGUCAGCUCCAGCCCUAUACCUUGGAUUUAUCACCAGAACGUUGCGGUGUCCCCCCGCCCGGCCAUGGCGGCUCACAAACCAGUGGAGUGGGUCCAGGCCGUGAUUACUAGAUUUGAUGAGCAGCUUCCCAUUAAAGUUGGACACCAGAACACCCACACCAAAGUCAGCACAGAGCACAACAAGGAAUGUCUAAUCAAUAUCUCCAAGUACAAGUUCUCCCUCGUCAUCAGUGGCCUCACCACCAUCCUCAAAAAUGUCAACAACAUGCGGAUAUUUGGAGAUGCUUCUGAGAAGAACCUCUACCUCUCCCAGCUCAUUAUCCUGGACACCCUGGAGAAGUGUCUGGCUGGGCAAUCCAAGGACUGCUUACGUCUGGAUGAGACCAUGCUGGUCAAACAGCUGCUUCCAGAGAUCUGCCAUUUCAUCCAUACAUACCGUGAGGGUCACCAGCACGCCGCUGAGCUCCGGGCCUCAGCUUCAGCCGUCCUUUUCUCUCUAAGCUGCAACAACUUCAACGCCGUCUUUAGCCGCAUCUCCACCAGGCUACAGGAGCUGACAGUAUGCUCUGAGGACAAUGUGGAUGUUCAUGACAUAGAGCUGAUGCAAUACAUCAAUGUGGACUGCUCCAAGCUGAAGAGGCUGUUACAAGAAACUGUGUUGAAGUUUAGAGCUCUCAAGAAGCCUGCCCAGCUAGCAGUCAUCAACAGUUUAGAGAAGGCGUUUUGGAACUGGGUGGAGAAUUACCCAGAUGAGUUCACCAUGCUUUACCAGCGACCACAGGCAGAUAUGGCAGAAGCUGCAGAGAAGUUGUUUGACCUGGUGGACAGCUUUGCGGAGAGUGCUAAGAGGAAGGCAGCUGUGUGGCCUCUGCAAAUCAUCCUCCUCAUCCUCUGUCCAGAGAUCACACACACCAUCUCCAAAGACACCGUGGAAGACAGCAAGGCCAACAAGAAACUGUUUCUGGACAGUUUGCGGAAAGCUUUAGCAGGCCAGGGUGGCAGCAAGCAGCUGAUGGAGAGCGCUGCUAUUGCCUGUGUCAAACUGUGUAAAGCCUCCACAUACAUCAAUUGGGAGGAUCACUCAACCAUUUUCCUCCUGGUCCAGUCCAUCGUCAUGGAUCUCAAGGCUCUGCUGUUCAACCCAGCCAAACCCUUCUGGAGGGGGACAGGCAGCCAGAAUGCUGACGUUGAGCUCAUGAUGGAUUGCUUCGUCUCCUGUUUCCGCAUCAAUCCUCACAACAACCAGCACUUUAAGGUCUGUUUGGCUGCCUCCUCCCCUUCAACCUUUCACUUUGUCCUGGUCAACUCUUUGCACAGAAUUAUCACCAAUUCCCAUCUGGACUGGUGGCCUAAAAUCGAUGCAGUGUACUGCUACUCUGGAGACCUCCGCUUUAUGUUCUCAGACACCCUCAACCGCGUGAUCCAAGGUGUCGGCACCCAUGCUCCACUACGCAUGACACCGAGUCUGACAUUCAAAGGGAAGAUGACCACCAGCCUUAAAUUCAAAGAGAAAGCCACAGAACUGGACACUCGAAGUUACAAGUGUCUCCUUCUCGCUCUGGUCAAACUCAUCCAUGCUGACCCUAAACUCAUGUUGCAUAACCCAGUGAAGCAAGCUCCAGAGAUGCAGAGCAGUACAGCAGAGCUCAUCACCGGCCUGGUGCAGCUUGUGCCUCUAACUAACACCACCCAGCUCUCACAAGAGGCCAUGGAGGCACUGUUAGUUCUGCACCAGCCAGAGACCAUCGAGCUGUGGAAUCCCGAUGUCCCCAUAGAGACAUUUUGGGACAUCAGUUCACAGGUGCUCUUCCUUAUAUGCCGCAAACUGAUUGGUCAGCAAAUGAUUAAUGGGACAGAAGUUCUCAAAUGGCUGAGGGAGAUCCUCAUCUGCAGGAACAAGUUUCUGCUCAAGAACAAGGAGUUUGCCACUAUGGGUGGUGGUAUCCCCAUCUGCCGGCAAGCGCAGACAAAGCUAGAAGUUUGUCUCUACAUGUUCCUGUGGAGUCCAGACACCGAGGCAGUGCUGGUGGCCAUGUCGUGUUUUCGCCACCUCUGUGAGGAGGCUGACAUCCGCAGCACUGCUGACGAGGUGCCAGUCCAGAACAUCCUACCAAACUACGCCACCUUCAGUGAACUGGCCUCCGUCAGCAACAUGAUGGCAACAGGCCGGUCCACCUUGCAGAAGAGGGUGAUGGCCUUGCUAAGGAGGAUAGAGCACCCUACACCAGGAAACAUUGAGGCUUGGGAGGACACAUAUGCUAAAUGGGACCAGGUCACCAAACAGAUUCUCAACUUCCCCAAAAACAAAGCAGAUGAUGGGCAGCAGGAGUGGAUCAACAUGACAGGCUUCCUGUGUGCUCUGGGUGGUGUUUGUCUCCAGCAGCGCAGCACCCCCUGUUUAGCGACCUACAGCCCACCUAUGGGCCCCAUGAGCGAGCGCAAACACUCCAUGAUCUCCAUGGGCCCCUGUGAUGUGUCCAACCCUGUGGCCUCAGCAUCCUCCUGCUCCUCAUCGGCCUCCAGCGAGACACCCGUCAGCCGCUUCCUGGACCGGCUGCUGGCCCUGCUGGUGUGUGGUCACGACAGGGUCGGCCUCCAUGUUCGCACAAGUGUGAAAGACCUGCUGGGGCUGGAGCUCAGCCCCGCCCUCUACCCAAUGCUCUUCAACAAGCUGAGGAACAGCAUUGGCAAGUUCUUUGACACCCAGGGACCGGUUCCUAUUAAUGACAAUAACACCCAGUUUGUGGAGCAGACCAUAGCCAUCAUGAAGAAUCUGUUAGAUAACCACACAGAGGGCAGCUCUGAACACCUGGGACAGGCCAGCAUUGAGACCAUGAUGCUCAACUUGGUCAGGUAUGUGCGCAUCCUGGGCAACGUGGUCCAUGCAAUCCAGAUCAAAACCAAGCUGUGCCAGCUGGUGGAGGUGAUGAUGGAGAGACGAGAUGACCUGUCCUUCUGCCAGGAGAUGAAGUUUAGGAACAAGAUGGUGGAGUACUUGACCGACUGGGUGAUGGGAACCUCUAACCAAGCUGCUGAUGAUGACAUCAAGUGUCUGACAAGGGACCUGGACCAGGCCAGUAUGGAGGCAGUAGUGUCUCUGUUAGCUGGUCUUCCUCUUCAGCCAGAGGAGGGAGAUGGCGUAGAAUUGAUGGAGGCCAAAUCUCAGCUCUUCCUUAAGUACUUCACCCUGUUCAUGAACCUGCUAAAUGACUGCAGUGAGGUGGAGGAUGAGGGCCAGGCAGUGGGAGGACGAAAGAGAGGAAUGUCCCGUCGCCUGGCCUCCCUCCGCCACUGCACUGUCCUGGCCAUGUCCAACCUCCUCAACGCUAACGUAGACAGUGGCCUCAUGCACUCUAUUGGUCUGGGCUACCACAAGGACCUGCAGACUCGAGCCACUUUCAUGGAAGUGCUGACCAAGAUCCUGCAGCAGGGAACAGAGUUUGACACUCUGGCAGAGACGGUUCUGGCUGACCGAUUUGAGAGGCUAGUGGAGCUGGUCACUAUGAUGGGAGACCAGGGAGAACUGCCCAUUGCCAUGGCACUGGCUAAUGUGGUUCCUGGGUCCCAGUGGGAUGAACUAGCCCGAGUCCUGGUGACGCUAUUUGACUCCCGCCACCUCCUCUACCAGCUCCUGUGGAACAUGUUCUCUAAAGAGGUGGAGCUGGCCGACUCCAUGCAGACUCUCUUCAGAGGAAACAGCCUGGCCAGCAAAAUAAUGACCUUCUGUUUCAAGGUAUAUGGGGCCGCAUACCUGCAGAAGCUACUGGAGCCUUUAUUAAGAGGGGUCAUCACCACCCCUGAACACAUCAGCUUUGAGGUGGAUCCUACCAGGCUGGAACAAGGUGAGAACCUGGAGGACAACCAGAGGAACCUCCUGCAGAUCACCGAGCGGUUCUUCCAGGCCAUCAUCGGUUCAUCCAGCGAGUUCCCCCCACAGCUCCGCAGUGUUUGCCACUGUCUUUACCAGGCUACUUGCCACUCUCUACUGAAUAAAGCAACAGUAAAAGAAAAAAAGGAAAACAAAAAAGCAGUGGUGAGUCAGCGUUUCCCACAGAACAGCAUUGGUGCGGUAGGCAGCGCCAUGUUUCUGCGCUUUGUCAACCCAGCAAUUGUGUCUCCCUAUGAGGCCGGCAUCCUGGACAAGAAGCCCCUACCCAGGAUAGAACGGGGUCUCAAACUCAUGUCCAAGAUUCUGCAGAGCAUUGCAAACCAUGUCUUGUUUACAAAAGAAGAACACAUGAGGCCAUUUAAUGACUUUGUUAAGAGCAACUUUGAUUCAGCCAGAAGGUUUUUCUUGGAUAUAGCAUCUGACUCCCCACCCAGCGAUUCAGUCAACCACAGUCUGUCCUUUAUCAGUGAUGGUAAUGUGCUGGCCCUCCAUCGCCUGCUGUGGAACAACCAGGAGAGGAUUGGCCAGUAUCUCUCCAGUAACAGGGACCACAAGGCUGUAGGCAGGCGACCUUUUGACAAGAUGUCCACCCUGCUGGCCUACCUGGGACCUCCUGAACACAAACCUGUGGCUGACACUCACUGGUCCAGUCUAAACCUGACCAGCUCCAAAUUUGAAGAGUUCAUGACCAGGCACCAGGUCCAUGAGAAGGAGGAGUUCAAAGCCUUAAAGACCCUCAACAUCUUCUACCAAGCAGGAACCUCCAAGACCGGCAAUCCAGUGUUCUACUACGUGGCCCGCAGGUUCAAAACAGGCCAGAUCAAUGGUGACCUGCUCAUCUACCAUGUCCUCCUCACUCUCAAACCCUACUAUGCUAAGCCCUACGAGAUAGUAGUAGACUUAACACAUGUAGGACCUAGCAACCGCUUCAAGACCGACUUCCUGUCCAAGUGGUUUGUGGUGUUUCCUGGCUUUGCCUAUGAGAAUGUAGCAGCUGUCUAUGUCUACAACUGCAACACCUGGGUGAGGGAGUACACCAAGUACCAUGAACGGCUACUGACAGGCCUGAAGGGCAGCAAGCGACUCCAGUUCAUUGACUCUCCAGCUAAGUUGGCCGAGCACAUCGAACCCGAGCAACAGAAAUUACCUGCAGCCACGCUGACCCUGGAGGAAGACCUUAAAGUGUUCCAUAAUGCCCUCAAGCUGGCCCAUAAAGACACCAAGGUCUCCAUAAAGGUGGGCUCGACAGCAGUUCAGGUGACUUCAGCCGAGCGGACCCGUGUCCUCGGCCAGCCUGUCUUCCUCAACGACGUCUACUACGCCUCAGAGAUUGAGGAGAUUUGCCUGGUGGAUGAGAGCCAGUUCACCCUCACCAUGGCCAACCAGGGCACACCACUCACAUUUAUGCACCAGGAGUGUGACACCAUUGUCCAGUCCAUUAUCCAUAUACGGACACGCUGGGAGCUGUCGCAGCCUGACUCCAUCCCACAGCACACCAAGAUUCGACCAAAAGAUGUACCUGGUACUCUGCUCAACAUUGCCCUGCUGAACCUGGGCAGUUCUGACCCCAGCCUCAGGUCUGCAGCUUACAACCUAUUGUGUGCUUUGACCUGCACCUUUAACCUGAAGAUAGAGGGCCAGCUGCUGGAGACAUCAGGCCUUUGCAUCCCUGCAAACAACACCCUCUUCAUAGUCUCCAUUAGCAAGACUCUGGCUGCCAAUGAGCCACAUCUCACACUGGAGUUUCUGGAGGAGUGCAUCUCAGGCUUCAGCAAAUCCAGUAUUGAGCUGAAGCAUCUCUGUCUGGAGUACAUGACACCCUGGUUGCUCAACCUAGUUCGCUUCUGUAAGCACAACGAUGACGCCAAACGCCAGCGUGUCACCGCCAUUUUGGACAAACUCAUUACCAUGACGAUCAAUGAAAAGCAGAUGUAUCCCUCUAUCCAGGCCAAGAUCUGGGGCAGCCUGGGCCAGAUAACAGACCUGCUGGAUGUUGUGUUGGACAGCUUUAUUAAGACCAGUGCCACGGGAGGCCUGGGCUCCAUCAAAGCAGAGGUCAUGGCUGAUACUGCAGUGGCUCUGGCUUCAGGGAAUGUCAAACUGGUCUCCAGCAAGGUUAUUGGUCGGAUGUGUAAGAUCAUAGACAAGACGUGUCUGUCGCCAACGCCCACAUUGGAGCAGCACCUGAUGUGGGACGACAUAGCCAUUUUGGCCCGCUACAUGCUCAUGCUGUCCUUCAACAAUUCCCUGGAUGUUGCAGCCCACCUGCCAUACCUGUUCCACGUGGUGACCCUGCUGGUAGCCACUGGGCCGCUGUCCCUUAGGGCCUCCACCCACGGUUUGGUUAUCAACAUCAUCCACUCCCUCUGCACCUGCUCGCAGCUCAACUUCAGUGAGGAGACAAAGCAGGUACUGAGGCUAAGCCUGACUGAGUUCUCCCUGCCCAAGUUCUACCUGCUGUUUGGCAUCAGCAAAGUCAAGUCAGCCGCAGUCAUCGCCUUCCGCUCCAGCUACAGAGACCGCUCCUUCUCACCAGGCUCCUAUGAGAGGGAGACAUUUGCCCUGUCUUCCUUGGAGACUGUCACUGAGGCCUUACUGGAGAUCAUGGAGGCUUGUAUGAGGGACAUCCCAGCCUGCAAGUGGUUAGACCAGUGGACAGAGCUCGCACAGAAGUUUGCAUUUCAGUACAACCCAUCUCUCCAGCCGAGAGCGCUGGUCGUGUUUGGCUGCAUCAGUAAGAGGGUGAGCCACAGCCAGAUCAAACAGAUCAUCCGAAUCCUCAGCAAGGCCAGCCCUCUGCUCAGCAUAGACCGGGGACUGGAGAGCUGUCUGAAAGGGCCGGACAAUUACAACAGUCAAGUAUUAAUAGAGGCCACAGUCAUUGCUCUGACCAAGCUGCAACCUCUACUCAGCAAGGAGUCUCCAAUGCACAAAGCUCUGUUCUGGGUGGCAGUAGCUGUGCUGCAGCUGGAUGAAGUCAACCUCUACUCUGCUGGAACAGCCCUGCUGGAGCAGAACCUCCACACUCUGGACACAAUGCGUGUCUUCUACGACAAGAGUCCAGAAGAAGUGUUCAUGGAGAUCAGACGUCCUUUAGAAUGGCACUGUAAGCAGAUGGAUCACUUUGUUGGCCUCAACUUUAGUGCUAACUUCAACUUUGCACUGGUGGGCCACCUACUCAAAGGCUACAGACACCCAUCACCCACUACAGUAGCAAGGACAGUAAGAAUCCUGCACACAUUGUUGGCUCUUAUCAGCAAGCAUCUGAAAUGUGACAAGUUUGAGGUCAACACCCAGAGUGUGGCGUAUCUGGCUGCACUGCUCACUGUAUCUGAGGAAGUCCGAAGUCGCUGCAGCCUCAAACACAGGAAGUCACUCCUGAUUUCUGACCUGUCCAUGGACCCUGUACCCAUGGACACAUAUUCCAGUCACAUCACUGAUCCCAGCUGCAGAACUCUGCGAGAGACUCAGCCGUGGGCGUCACCUCAGGUUUCAGAACGCUACCUUUCAGCCCAUCACUACCCCACAGUGGGCCAGAUCAGCCCACGAACUCGCAAGUCCAUGAGCCUAGACAUGGGUCAGCCCUCACAGGCCAACACCAAGAAGCUCUUGGGCACCAGGAAGAGCUUUGAUCAUCUCAUAUCGGACUCUAAAGCACCAAAGAGACCAGAGAUUGAGUCGGGUAUGACCACCCCUCCCAAGAUGAGACGUGUAGCAGAGAAUGACUACGAGAUAGAGACACAAAGAAUUGGAAACUCUCACCUUCGCAAGGUGUCUAUAUCAGAGUCCAACGUUUUGCUUGAUGAGGAGGUGCUGACAGACCCAAAGAUCCAGGCUCUGCUGCUCACUGUGCUGGCCACCCAGGUCAAAUACACCACUGAUGACUUUGACCAGCGAAUUCUGUAUGAGUACUUGGCUGAAGCUAGCGUUGUCUUCCCGAAGGUUUUUCCAGUUGUCCACAACCUGCUGGACUCCAAGAUCAACACUGUGCUGUCCAUGUGCCAGGACACCAACCUCCUGAAUCCUGUCCAUGGCAUCGUCCAGAGUGUGGUGUACCACGAGGAGUCACCCCCCCAGUACCAGCCCUCCUACUUACAAAGCUUUGGCUUUAAUGGACUUUGGAGGUUUGCCGGACCCUUCUCUAAGCAAACGCAGAUACCUGACUAUGCCGAGCUGAUCGUCAAGUUUCUGGAGGCGUUGAUUGACAGCUACCUUCCAGCAGCUGAUGAGGAGCGAGGGGAAGAGCAGCUAAGGACACCCACCUCACCCUACCCCCCCACCAGCCAGAGCCAGCUCAGCAUCACUGCCAACCUUAACCUGUCCAACUCCAUGACCUCACUGGCCACCUCGCAACACUCACCAGGUGUUGAUAAGGAAAAUGUCCAGCUGUCCCCCAGCUCUGCUUUGUCCAGCGGGUGUCGCACUCGCCAUGGUUCAGCCAGUCAGGUCCAGAAGCAGCGCAGUGCCGGCAGCUUCAAGAGACCCAGUAUCAAGAAGAUCGUCUGAUCAGCCAGAGAACCGCCCCAACUUCCUCUCCACCAGGCCCC